GUCUUGUGUCUUCAUCCUCAAAAUGGGUUAUCGAUUCAGGGGCAACAGAUCAUAUGACAGGAUCUGGUGACGAAUCGGGUUAUUGGUAAAGGAUAUGAGUCGGCUGGUCUCUAUCUCUUGGAUACAUCCUUACCCAAAUCCAUCUCUUGUCUUGGAGUUGGAACUGUGUUAGAGGCUCAUUAUCGACUAGGCCAUCCCUCUCUCCCGUUGUUAAAGAAACUUCAUCCUCAAUUUAAUAAGGUGUCAUCUUUACAGUGUGAUUCAUGUCAAUUUGCAAAACAUCAUCGAACUAGUUUAAGUCCCCGAGUCAAUAAACGAGCACAUGCUCCUUUUGAACUUGUUCAUUCUGAUGUUUGGGGCGCUUGCCCUGUUGUGUCCAAAACUGGUGUUAAGUACUUUGUUACCUUUGUUGAUGAUUAUUCUCGUAUGACUUGGAUAUAUUUCAUGAAACGUCGUUCUGAGUUAUUUUCUCAUUUCUGUGCCUUUUGUGCUGAAAUUAAAACUCAAUUUAAUGUACCUGUUCGUAUUUUAAGGGGAGACAAUGCUCAAGAAUAUUUGUCUUCCUCAUUUAAGUCGUAUAUGGCUCAACAUGGCAUCAUUCAUCAAACUUCAUGUGUAGACACACCUCCACAAAAUGGAGUUGCUGAACGAAAGAACAGACAUCUAUUAGAAACUGCGCGGGCUCUUCUAUUCCAAAUGAAUGUGCCUAAACAGUUUUGGGCAGAUGCUGUGUCUACCGCAUGUUUUUUGAUCAAUAGAAUGCCAUCUACUGUUUUGGAUGGUAAAACUCCAUAUCAGUGCCUAUUUCCAAAUAAUGAAAAUUUUCCUAUCCCUCCUAAAAUAUUUGGUUGCACUUGUUUUGUACGAGAUGUUAAUCCCCAUUUAACAAAGUUAGAUCCCAAGUCAUUAAAGUGCAUUUUCUUAGGCUACUCUCGAGUUCAAAAGGGUUACAGAUGUUUUUGUCCAAGUACGGGUCGAUAUCUUGUUUCAAUUGAUGUCUCCUUUUAUGAAAAGACACCGUUUUCAUCAACAGAGACAAAUAUUUGUAGGGAGAAUGAUGAUAUACUCAUUUACACAGUCACUAUACCCGAGUCCACUGCUUCAGCCGUUGUUCCACAUGUUACUUUUCCUGAGCCUAGGCCCCCGGUACACUUGGUCUACACCCGUCGAAACAAAGUACAAGAUCACCCUCCACCUGUGGUUACUUAUCCUGAUACUGAUCCGGUCUCGAUCUCAUGUCCUGAACCAAUACUUGCAUCUCCAGAUCCUGCCUCUACAUCAGAUCUUGACCUCCCUAUCGCACUACGUAAAGGUACACGGUCUUGUACUCAUCCUAUUUCUUCAUUUGUGUCGUAUAAUCAGUUAUCAUCUACCUCGUGUUCUUUUAUUGCUUCCAUUGAUUCUAUUUCUGUUCCCAAAUCUGUUAAAGACGCUUUGUCUCAUCCUGAAUGGCGUCAUGCCAUGGUAGAGGAAAUGAAUGCUUUGGAUCUUAAUGGUACUUGGGAUUUGGUAGACUUGCCUACAGGGAAGAAAUCUAUUGGAUGUAAGGGAUCUUUGCUGUAAAGGUUAACCCUGACGGAUCCGUUGCUCGUUUAAAAGCCCGAUUAGUAGCGAAGGGUUAUGCUCAAACCUAUGGUGUUGAUUAUUCUAACACUUUUUCUCCUGUUGCUAAAUUAACAUCUGUCAGGUUACUUAUUUCUCUCGCUGCAACUAAUGGUUGGCACUUACAUCAGUUGGACAUUAAAAAUGCAUUCUUGCACGGUGAUCUUCAAGAGGAAGUUUAUAUUGAGCAACCUCCAGGGUUUGUUGCUCAGAGGGAGUAUGGAAAAGUGUGUCGACUUCGCAAGUCUCUUUAUGGUUUGAAACAGAGUCCCCGUGCAUGGUUCGGGAAAUUCAGUCAAUCAAUUGAACGGUUUGGAAUGAUAAAGGGCAAAUCAGAUCACUCUGUAUUUUACAGACGAACAAAAGCAGGUAUCACAUUGCUUGUGGUGUAUGUCGAUGAUAUUGUGAUUACAGGGAGUGAUAAUGCAGGUAUUUUGGCUCUUAAGAAUUUUCUUCAUAGUCAAUUCCAGACAAAAGAUUUGGGCUCAUUGAAACACUUCUUGGGGAUUGAGGUUAUACGGAGCAAGAAAGGCAUAUUUCUAUCUCAACGUAAAUAUGUGCUUGACUUGCUAACUGAAACAGGGAAACUGGGGGCAAAACCGAGCAAUACUCCCAUGAUUCCCAAUGUGCAGCUCACUCAUGAAGGCGUACCAUUCAAAGAUCCAGAAAGAUAUAGAAGGUUGGUUGGAAAGCUUAAUUAUCUCGCAGUUACCCGUCCAGAUAUUGCAUACUCAGUGAGUGUAGUAAGUCAAUAUAUGUCAUCUCCGACAGUUGAUCAUUGGAAUGUUGUAGAGCAUAUAUUAUGUUACUUGAAGGGGACACCAGGACGAGGUAUUGUUUAUCAAAAUCAUAAUCACAUGCGCAUAGAAUGCUUUGCAGAUGCUGAUUGGGCUGGAUCUAAAGAUGAUAGAAGAUCCACAUCUGGCUAUUGCGUCUUUGUUGGUGGUAAUCUCGUCUCUUGGAAAAGUAAGAAGCAGAAUGUGGUUUCUCGUUCGAGUGCUGAAUCAGAAUAUCGGGCUAUGGCACAAUCGGCAUGUGAGACAAUCUGGAUAAACCAUCUAUUGAGUGAAAUCGGACUGAAGACACCAAUGCCUGCUAAACUCUGGUGUGAUAACCAGGCUGCUAUACACAUUGCCAACAACUCAGUGUUUCAUGAGAGAACAAAACAUAUUGAGGUCGAUUGUCACUUUGUUCGAGAAAAGAUACAACAAGGAUUGAUCUCUACAGGAUAUGUGAAGACGGGAGAGCAACUUGGAGACUUGUUCACUAAAGCACUAAAUGGAAUUCGUGUUGGUUAUUUAUGUAACAAGUUGGGCAUGAUAAAUAUCUAUGCUCCAACUUGAGGGGGAGUGUGAAAGACAUUGGAAUAUGCUGUAUAAUAUGCUUUAGAAUAUUCUUCUAUCUUUAGAAUAUGCUUUAGAAUAUUUUAGGAAUAUACUCUAAGAUAUUAUUAUUGUAUAGCAUCUUAUAGGAAUAUUCUAUCUUUGUAAUGUAUAUAUAUAGGGACUUAUCCCUCCAAUGAAAUACACAGAAAAUUCUUCCAUUCUCAUUACUAUUAUAUGCUUAAUUCUGAUAACACUACUCUUGCACAAGUUAUGGGUUUUGGUGCUUCUUUUAUCACUACCAUCGUAACAAUUAAAUUGUUGAAGGUAGAAGAUUACUUACCGUGGCGUACUCAAUUUGAGUCCUUUUUGGUCUCACACGGACUUUUGGGUAUUCUUGAUGGUUCCCUUCCGGCUCCGUCUCCUUAUUCUUAUGAUUUAUAUCAAACCCAAAGUAUUAAUCCGGAGUACUACCACUGGCUGAAACUAGACCAGACUGUUCGUUCUUGGUUAUUUGCUACGUUGUCUAGGGAAAUUCUAAUGGAAGUUCACCCGUUGAAAAAUUCGAAUGUCAUAUGGCAGAGAUUAGAAUCCCGAUUUAUAGCAGCCAGUCUGGCCAGAUUCAUGGAAUUGAAACAAAUGUUAACCCAUACCAAGAAAAAGCCAAAUCAAACCAUGGAUCAAUAUUUAGGCGAACUCCGGACCGUUGCUGAAAAUUUAGCAUUAAUUCGCC
Messenger RNA from Cuscuta epithymum, 3657 nucleotides. NCBI's taxonomy places the organism in Eukaryota, Viridiplantae, Streptophyta, Magnoliopsida, Solanales, Convolvulaceae. The record is from the annotation of a GenBank genome assembly.